AACUAGGAAAAAAAACGAUAAUCAUCGAACAUCCCUACAACAAGUGAAAAGUCCGGUUUGUUGAUGAAAAAGUGAUGAAAAAGAGAAUUCAAUAAUCAAUUUUAAUAAAGCUAUAGAAAACAGCAAUGGCCUUUAGUGAAGGUGAAGUUUGUAGAAUUUGUUUAGGCGUUAAUGUACACAUGGUUGUACUUAAGGAGACUGGCCUCCAAAAUUUGUAUAGGACAUUGACAAACAGUUUUUUGGAUGAGAAUGAGGGACCAAUAAUAAUCUGUUUCACCUGUCAUGCAAGACUCAUUCGUUGCAGAAGAUUACAACAACAGGCUAUUGAGUCAAAUGCAGUUGUGGAGCAGUUGCUUUCAGGAGGAUCCAUGUCAAUACCAAAACCGCAUAAGGUUAGAGAUGAGAUUCAGUUCACACCAAUUAAUCAUAUAGAUAUCUGGCCUGUAGAGUGUGAUAGAGAAAAUGAUUGUAAGGACGAAAUUUUUUGCCUUGAUGCCGUUAAAGUUGAGGAGGAGAUUUUCGAAUAUGAGAAUUCCAAAUUGGAAGAAAAUGAGAAUCAUGAAACAGAACCAUACAUCACACCGACAAAUAAUUUUUCAAAACUGUCUGAGAGGAAAAUUAAAUCAAAUUCUACUGAUUGUAACAUAAACGAUGUUGGUAAAGGAAACCUCGAUUUAGAAAGCCCUACUAUUAAAUCAAAGCCUAAAUUGAAAAAACAUAAUCAACCAAUUAAUAAAAAAGGAAAGCAUCCUGCAAAGAUUAUGAAAAAGAAAAUUUUGAAACGAAAGAGUGUAAAUAUACUUAUGAAAAAAACGUCAGGGGCAUCAACAAAAUGCAUUUUUGAAUGUGAUGGUUGUAGCAAAAAAUUUUCAAGAAAAGACAUUCUCGCCAAACACAUUUCAUACAGUCAUAAGACGCAAAAGAACUCAGUCACUACUGCAGUUCGGACACAAGUUGAACAAACUCCAGUCCCACAACUAACGGAAAUAUUUAAUUGUGAUAUUUGCGAAUUUAAAACAUCUCAAAAACGUUGCAUUUUGGUACAUCUUAAAGUGCACGUCGCUGAACAAGUGUACUGUUGUAAUAAUUGUGAUUAUAAAAGUAUUAAAAAACAUCAUUUGCAACAACAUAUGAAAAUACAUACUGGAGAAAAACCUUUUUCAUGUAAUAUCUGUGAAUAUAAAUGUAUUAGAAAAGAUGUGUUGCAAAGGCAUAUGAAAAUACAUACUGGAGAAAAACCUUUUUUAUGUAAUAUCUGUGAAUAUCAAUGUAUUCAAAAAAGUAGUUUGCAAACGCAUAUGAAAAUACAUACUGGAGAAAAACCUUUUUCAUGUAAUAUCUGUGAAUAUAAAUGUGUUACAAAAAGUCAUUUGCAAAAGCAUAUGAAAAUACAUACUGGAGAAAAACCUUUUUCAUGUAAUAUCUGUGAUUAUAAAUGUAUUACAAAAGAUGUGUUGCAAACACAUAUGAAAAUACAUACUGGAGAAAAACCUUUUUUGUGUCAUAUCUGUAAAUAUCAAUGUAUUCGAAAAAGUAAUUUGCAAACACAUAUGAAAAUACAUACUGGAGAAAAACCUUUUUCAUGUAAUAUCUGUGAAUAUAAAUGUGUUACAAAAGGUCAUUUGCAAUCACAUAUGAAAAUACAUACUGGAGAAAAACCUUUUUCAUGUAAUAUCUGUGAAUAUAAAUGCAUUCAAAAAAAUAGUUUGCAAAGGCAUAUGAAAAUACAUACUGGAGAAAAACCUUUUUCAUGUAAUAUCUGUGAAUAUAAAUGUGUUACAAAAAGUCAUUUGCAAUCACAUAUGAAAAUACAUACUGGAGAAAAACCUUUUUCAUGUAAUAUCUGUGAAUAUAAAUGUGUUACAAAAAGUCAUUUGCAAUCACAUAUGAAAAUACAUACUGGAGAAAAACCUUUUUCAUGUAAUAUCUGUGAAUAUAAAUGUGGUACAAAAAGUCAUUUGCAAUCACAUAUGAAAAUACAUACUGGAGAAAAACCUUUUUCAUGUAAUAUCUGUGAAUAUAAAUGUAUUCAAAAAAGUAGUUUGCAAUCACAUAUGAAAAUACAUACUGGAGAAAAACCUUUUUCAUGUAAUAUCUGUGAAUAUAAAUGUAUUAGAAAAGAUGUGUUGCAAAGGCAUAUGAAAAUACAUACUGGAGAAAAACCUUUUUUAUGUAAUAUCUGUGAAUAUCAAUGUAAUCGAAAAAGUAAUUUGCAAACACAUUUGAAAAUACAUACUGGAGAAAAACCUUUUUUGUGUGAUAUCUGUAAAUAUCAAUGUAUUCGAAAAAGUAAUUUGCAAACACAUAUGAAAAUACAUACUGGAGGAAAACCUUCGGAGUGAAACUGAAACACAGAGUUCAAUCUUGCCGUGGCAGCUAACUAUAAAUUAAAGUGAAAGAAACUUACUUUGCUACUAUUUUUUUUUUGAUUUAAGGUUUACUUUGAUCUUAUAGAUUAUCUUACGCUAAUGAAGGAAAUGAUUUUGUUAUUUAUUGUAACGUGUGGACAUUGUGAUUUCUUAUAUUUACGUGAACACUACACAUUGAAUAAAACUACCUUUACGGAU
Molecule: messenger RNA, 2567 nt
Organism: Parnassius mnemosyne (clouded apollo)
Lineage: Eukaryota; Metazoa; Arthropoda; Insecta; Lepidoptera; Papilionidae
Source: the annotation of a GenBank genome assembly